This is a messenger RNA of Austrofundulus limnaeus, 3017 nucleotides long. It is a transcript of the gene snx33, whose product is annotated as sorting nexin 33. The coding region runs from base 744 to 2426 and encodes 560 amino acids. Gene Ontology annotation, biological process: plasma membrane tubulation; endosomal transport; cleavage furrow formation. The record is from RefSeq and is a predicted model, not a curated record. Lineage: Eukaryota; Metazoa; Chordata; Actinopteri; Cyprinodontiformes; Rivulidae. Gene Ontology annotation, molecular function: protein binding; phosphatidylinositol binding. The transcript has 2 exons. Gene Ontology annotation, cellular component: cytoplasmic vesicle; plasma membrane.
UCCAACUUGCCCUCAGUUGUCUGAGCCUCACGUCAUGGAAAGAGUCACUUUGUUACAGCUUGUUAAGGAAUACGGUUAUAGAGAAAAACAACGUGCUUCGUGAUGUGUGUCGACACCUUGGAGAGGCUUUGCUCCUCGCUCCGGAUCGUAAGGAUCGAGUGAAGAUGCGCAGCAGGAAAACACAGCAAGUUUCAGUCUGAGGGAAUGCGGUGCAGGCUGAAAAACAAUGCACUGGCAAACAAUCACUCUCCCCGCCGUCUGUGUUUCGUCUUUCUGCGUGAAUCUCUUCUGGAAAUGUGUUCAUCACGAGCAUCACUAAAGGAUUAAAACGGCUGUCGGUGCUUUUGGAGGAGCAUUUUGGUGAAAACGGGUUUUUUUUUUGUUUGUUUCUGAACCUGUUUGUAAUGUGAACGUAGGAAAAAUAGUUCUUUGUGACGAAGAAGGUGAUGCUAUAGCUGAAAGUUUGUUAGGCAGUUAGGGACAAUAAAAUAGAGCAGGAUCCUGAAUGGGCUGUAAAUGUCUAAUCCAUUUUUGGUGGAUAGACGAACGUUUUUGUUAGUAGGCUAUUAAAUUUAUUGUGUGUUUGCCCUCCUGAUUCAACGUCACACAACUUCAGAUUUGCUUCAAGUAUUGUAAUCCAGUGGUUAAUCUUUUGAUACAGCAUGCUCUAAUUAUGUCCCACCAGUCUAACAUGGACACCAUGUUCAUUUAGUUUAUGGUUUAGGACCCAUUUGAGUACCAAGAUGUCAGUGAAAGGUGUUGCCCUUUAUACUUUCAUAAGUGAAAACAAAGAGGAGAUUAGCAUCCAAGAGAAUGAGGAAGUGCUUAUCUUCGAUGAGAACUCGGUGGAUGGCUGGUUCCGAGGGGAGAACACCCGAGGGGAGAGGGGUCUAUUCCCUGCAUCCUACGUGAAGGUUAUUCGCACCAGAUCCAACUCUAACGUGACUGACUGCUCCAUAAGCCCAGAAGGCUCUCUAGGAAAUGACUCCUCCUACUUCCUGUCCACCCCAAACACCUCACUUAACUCUGGGCGGAUUUACGAUGAAGACGAUUACGACGACUGGGAUGACUGGGACGAUGGGUCUACAGUUGUGGAGGAUGGUGAUAACACUAGGGGUCCUGGAGCCAAUGGACAUGCAUAUCAGACCCAACUGUCGAACAACCCCAACGUACACUACAGGAGCAAAUCAGCUUCAGGACAGGAUGGCAUGUCCAGCUCAAGGAAGGGCAGUGUGGUGGGAAGAAACUUGAACAGGUUUUCCAGCUUUGUCCGCUCAGGAGUAGAGGCGUUUGUGCUUGGUGACGUCCCCAUGAUGGCAAAGAUUGCCGAAUCGUAUACUAUUGAGAUGGGUCCCCUGGGGCCUCGAUGGAAGGAGAACCCACAGCCUUUCACCUGCUCCAUUGAAGACCCCACCAAACAGACAAAGUUCAAGGGUAUUAAGACCUACAUAUCGUACCGGGUCACGCCGAGCCACACGGGGAAUCCUGUCUACAGGCGCUACAAACACUUUGACUGGCUUUAUAACCGUCUACUGCACAAGUUUACUGUGAUCUCUGUGCCUCACCUCCCUGAGAAGCAGGCUACGGGCCGAUUCGAGGAAGACUUCAUUGAGAAGCGUAAGCGGCGACUAAUACUGUGGAUGAACCAUAUGACAAGUCAUCCAGUCCUCUCCCAGUACGAAGGCUUCGAGCACUUUUUGAUGUGCACUGAUGAUAAGCAGUGGAAACUGGGAAAGAGGCGAGCGGAGAAGGACGAGAUGGUGGGCGCUCACUUCAUGUUGACCCUCCAAAUCCCCAGUGAGCACCAGGACCUUCAGGACGUUGAGGAAAGGGUAGACAACUUCAAGACGUUCGCCAAGAAAAUGGACGACAGCGUGAUGCAGCUCACGCACGUUGCCUCAGAGCUGGUGCGAAAGCACCUGGGUGGAUUCAGGAGGGAGUUCCAGAGACUAGGAAACUCCUUCCAGUCCAUCAGCCAGUCGUUCACGCUGGACCCGCCCUACAAGUCGGACGCACUCAACAACGCCAUUUCCCACACGGGCCGCACCUAUGAAAACAUUGGAGAGAUGUUUGCAGAGCAACCAAAGUACGACCUCUUUCAGAUGCUGGAUAAACUUUCCCUCUAUCAAGGACUGCUUGCAAACUUCCCUGACAUCAUUCAUCUACAGAAAGGGGCCUUCGCCAAGGUGAAGGAGAGCCAGCGGAUGAGCGAUGAAGGGAAGAUGGAUCAGGAUGAAACAGACGGCAUCAGGAAACGCUGCCGGACAGUGGGCUUCGCCCUCCAAGCAGAAAUGAGCCACUUCCAUCAGCAGCGAGAGGUGGACUUCAAAGACAUGAUGCAGGCCUACCUCAGGGAGCAGAUAGCCUUUUACCAGCGGAUUGUCCAGCAACUGGAGCGCACCCUGCGCAUGUACGAUGGCCUUUAAAGACUCCGCACUGCCCUCUGGGUCCAAACGCCAAAAAGCACACAGGAACCAAAAAACAAACAAAAAACAUGAAUUAAGAUUUGACAUUUUCAUCUUGUUGGUUGGUUCAUAAGAAAAGAAUAAAACCAUAGUUACUGGAAAGAUGUACCAAAAAACAGACAUCUUUUUGACUUUGAUUCAAAGUCACCUUUUUAUGACCUACUGUAUGUUUUAUAUUUGAAAAACACAUCACAUAGACAGUGUUAGCAUAUUCUGCAUAAUUUAAGGUGUUUGUAAGAAUAAAAUAAGAGUUUAUAAUGAUUUUAUAGUACAUCACAUUAAAGCCAUAAAAUGGGUUUUGUUUGGAAAUGGUCCCUUUUUUUCAAACACCAUGCACUUUGACUUCUUCAGGGAUUGAUUCCAGUUCUAUUCAAUGUCUAACAUAUCAAAAAAUAAAAAUAAAUAAAACAACGUAACGAAUUUGUUUCAGAACGUCCUCGUUGCACCAGCCAGACACUGCACAGUGAAGCAGUCUGAGGACAUCCAGCUCAGGUGUUCAUGUUACUUUUAAUAAAUCAGAACCAUUAAAGCAGUCCUAACUCCCUCACACCA